Macrosteles quadrilineatus (aster leafhopper) is the source of this 2838-nucleotide messenger RNA. RefSeq lists its product as uncharacterized. The record is from RefSeq and is a predicted model, not a curated record. The transcript is spliced from 17 exons. Gene Ontology annotation, biological process: carbohydrate metabolic process. Gene Ontology annotation, molecular function: hydrolase activity, hydrolyzing O-glycosyl compounds. Bases 76 to 2766 code for a protein of 896 amino acids. NCBI's taxonomy places the organism in Eukaryota, Metazoa, Arthropoda, Insecta, Hemiptera, Cicadellidae. Gene Ontology annotation, cellular component: plasma membrane.
GUCGCCCGCCGCCGCCGACGGAACUUGAAGUGGUUUGAUUUCUGUUUCUGUUAUUGCCUGAUCGAAACUAACAACAUGAUUAUAAGGACAGUUCGAGUUUUUCUGGCAUUAAUUACAUUUUGUUUGAUUUGUGAAACCUCUAGUGAUGCUCCUGUUAUGUACUUGGGCUGUUAUGAGGAUGGUGGACCAAACAACAGAUUGAUGUCCGAUCACCACCAGGACUUCCCCGGAACUCUCACUCCCGACAUGUGCAAUGAACAUUGCCGGGGGAAAGGGUUUUCUUAUGCAGGCACACAGUACAGCUUUGAAUGUUUCUGCUCCAAAACCAAGCCUUCGGAUGAGAAGAAGGAGCUAGAAAGUGAUUGUAACAGCAAAUGUGCCGGGGACGAUUCAAAGACCUGCGGAGGAAAUAACAGAUUGGCUGUGUUCACGACCGGGUUCCCAGAUCCGACAGAAAGUGGCGUAGAUGUUUUGCUAUCUCUUGGAUGUUUUAAAGAUUCACACGCCAACAGGUUCUUGUCUGGCCACCGUCAAGAUUUCCCUGGUACACUAACCAAUAUUAAAUGUGUGAAAUUGUGUAAAAAUAAAGGAUUUCACUAUGCUGGAACUGAAUAUGGGAAGGAAUGUCACUGUGGAAACAGAAAGCCAUCUUACAGAGAAUACGCAAGUGACGAGGAAUGUUCAAAACGAUGUGAGGGAGACAUAAACCAACUCUGCGGUGGAAAUUGGAGGCUUUCUAUUUUUAAAACCUCGAAUACAGACAAAGAGGACCCGCCCAGCAAUGGGAAGUAUGUUGGUUGUUAUAAGGACGAUGAAAAUUCACGACAAUUGGAUGGGCAUUUGGAGGACUCUGGUUUUCUAACGCAUCUGAAGUGUACAGGGCUGUGUUAUUCUAGAGGGUUUUUGUACGCUGGGACUCAAUACAGCUACCAGUGUUUUUGUGGAGACAAGCCUCCGAAUCCAAACUUGAAACUAGCAGAGAAGGAGUGCUUCAAACGUUGUACAGGCGACCCCGGAGAAAUUUGUGGAGGCCCAACGAGAAACUCCAUCAGAGAAACUGGAAUUCCAGAUCUGCCAGUAGCCGGUAAAUAUUUAGGAUGUUUCAACGACAUAAACAACCAAAUCUUUGGACAUUCCCACAAAUACACAUUUGACAAAACUAACACUCCAAGAAGAUGUAUGAAUUUCUGUUUGCAAUUGGGCUUCCGAUAUUCUGGAGUUGAAUAUGGGAAAGAGUGCUUCUGUGGUAACGAGAAACCAAAUACCAAUCUAGCGGUAAACCAAGAAGACUGCAGUAAGCCUUGUUCUGGAGAUGCUGUUGAGAGUUGUGGCGCAGACUGGCGCUUGGCUGUGUAUGCUACAAACACUACGGUUACAGUGGACCCUAUCCAGCCGACCACCAAGAGGCCUUGUAUUCCCUCGGAAACGAUUGUGCCAGACAAAAGCUCUAUCUGCAGAGGAGAUGUAGUGUUUGAAGAGGACUUUAACACUCACUUAGGCAACACUUGGAGCCAUGUCAUAAUGAUACCGGACUCUCCUCAGGAAAAUCUAGAACCGCAAAUUGACAUUCGAAUACCCACUAACAAAAGAAAGAGAUUCUCUGAUUUUAACAAAGAUAACCCCAUUCUCACUGCUGAAGAGACAGUCGAAGUCCUGGGAGUUUUUGUGGAUAGAGUAGAACCUAAGGAUGUAAACAGUAUUUUUGGCGAAUCAAUAGCUUCACGUAUGAAUAAACUAAGUGUUACACAUCAAGUCAUUGCAAGGAGUAAAAUUAGUAAAACUAUAGAUGAGCUUGAGAAAGAGGAAGCAGGAGAUUCAAAGGAAAACACAUGUUUUGAAUUUCCUGAUUCGGAAACAGUGACAUCCUCCUCUAGUGCUACAGGGGAGGAAUUUGAAUUUGCUGUUUUUACUUCUGAUCCAGCAAAUAGUUUUACAACAAGGAACAGAUUGGAAAUCAAACCUACUUUCUACGAUGAUGAAUUUGUUCAAUCGGGGACAUUGAAUUUAAAUGGGUGCACAGGAAGAGUAGGAUCAAGACAGUGUGAGUUAAAAGCUUCAUCUUACAACAUUAUACCUCCAGUCAAAUCUGCCAGGAUCCAUACUAGAGAUUCUUUCUCUUUUCGCUAUGGAAUUGUUGAGAUAAGAGCCAAACUACCGCUUGGAGACUGGCUUGUUCCUGAACUUUGGCUUGAGCCUAGAAACCACUUCUAUGGACCGGGUUACACUUCAGGAAGGAUACGGAUUGCUAUGCACAGAGGAAACAGUGAUUUCAAGUGUCGAGGAGAAGACUUUGGAUCACACAGACUAGAGUCGGGCGUAAUGAUGGGAUCUCAGAAUGUACAGAAGCGAUCAUUAACUACAAAGCUACCAGAAAACUGGCACGACCACUUCCACAACUAUACCCUUGUUUGGUCACCAGAUAUUAUUUCUUUCAAGAUAGACAAUGAAGAUGCUCAAGAACUUCUCCCAGCAGGGCGAAGACUUUGUGAAGUUAUUGGAUUUAAAACCGACGAAUGUCUUACUUGGAGUGCGGGGUCCAGAAUUGCACCUUUUGAUAAAGACUUCUACAUCAGCUUGGGACUAUCAGUAGGCAAUGCUAGAGAUUUCCCUGACGAUUGUAUCAACAAAGGCCGGCCCAAACCUUGGAAGAACACAGAUCCUAAGGCGAUGCUGAAACUGUGGCAAGACAGAGAAAACUGGAAGGCAACAUGGACUGAAGAAAACUCCUCACUCAUUAUUGAUCAUAUCAGAGUUACUGCAAUCUAAAAGAUACUGUACAAACGUUUAUUACAUCAUUACAUCUGUUAAUUUCAAAUAUAGCAUCAUUUUAUUACGAAA